Porites evermanni is the source of this 897-nucleotide messenger RNA. The record is from the annotation of a GenBank genome assembly. NCBI's taxonomy places the organism in Eukaryota, Metazoa, Cnidaria, Anthozoa, Scleractinia, Poritidae.
AUGAAUAUCACCGUUGUGAAUGUAACUGAAAUACCUCAGAAAGGUACUUUUAAUUUGGACCCAGGAAUGGAAAUGUACGGGAUUAUAUUAUUGUUGGUAUUUUACGCCAUCCUGUGUCUUGGCAUCUUAAGCUUGAACUAUUUGAUCCUGCGAGCCUUUAUGAGGACAAGAGCUCUUCUACCACGCCAGCGAAUUUUCCUCAGCUUCCUGGCCUCCAUAGAAUUUUCAGUGGGAUUGGUAUCCAUGCCGGCAUUUAUGUACAACAUGCUUUACUGGCCCAGCUAUAUGUAUUUCAUUUAUGAGGCCUUUGAUUGCGCUUCAGGUUUUGCUACCGGUCUCAUUCUUGUCAUUCUAUCAAUUAAGGUAUUGCGGGCAACGUUCAGAGCCCCAACCCGAUACGCAGGCCAUCCACGAAGACGUAAUCUAUACUUCGUCGUGGUGGGUUCCAUUGUCACUGCUGCAAGUGUCUCCGCCUUAAACAUGACAUGUCUUAUGAAUUACCUUUCCUUCUCUUUUUUCUUUUUCUCAGCUGGAGGCCUUCUAUCCGUUUUUGUACUUGCAAUUGGUGUUACAUGCACCGUUACCACAGUUACGAUUGUAAUUGGCAAAGAAAGCGACAAUGAACAAGACGAAGAUAGAAAAUUUAGGAAAUUGGUGUUGAUGUCCUGCGCUGUCUAUAUAUUCACAUGGGCCUUACCUUAUACACUUUUCAUUUUUAAUUCCUUUUGCGGAUUUUGCCUCCCGUUACCCCCUACGUUUUUUUACAUUGUCAGACUAUUUUUGUACUUGAGGUCAUUCCUCAUUCCCAUAACAUAUUUUAGAGGUAAUCCAUUAUUUUAUAAAGUUGUGAGGAAAAUCCUGACAAGAGACUGCCUUGGAAAACAUUUCAGAUACUAA